AUGGCCGUCAAGACUGGUAUUGCUGUUGGUUUGAACAAGGGUAAGCAGGUCAAUGCUAUGACCCCAGCCCCAAAGAUGUCCUACAAGAAGGGUGCCAUCUCUAACAGAACCCAGUUCGUCCGCUCGCUGGUGAAGGAGAUCGCUGGUCUGUCCCCAUACGAAAGAAGACUGAUCGACUUGAUCAGAAACUCUGGUGAAAAGAGAGCCAGAAAGGUCGCCAAGAAGAGAUUGGGUUCUUUCAAGAGAGCCAAGGCCAAGGUUGAGGAGAUGAACAACGUCAUCGCUGCCUCUCGUCGUCAUUGA
Huiozyma naganishii CBS 8797 is the source of this 303-nucleotide messenger RNA. It is a transcript of the gene RPL36B, whose product is annotated as 60S ribosomal protein eL36. The record is from RefSeq and is a predicted model, not a curated record. Gene Ontology annotation, cellular component: cytosolic large ribosomal subunit; ribosome. Lineage: Eukaryota; Fungi; Ascomycota; Saccharomycetes; Saccharomycetales; Saccharomycetaceae. The transcript has a single exon. Gene Ontology annotation, molecular function: structural constituent of ribosome. Gene Ontology annotation, biological process: cytoplasmic translation. The coding region runs from base 1 to 303 and encodes 100 amino acids.